AGGUGUGAAGCCGUCCGUGUGCUGACUCAGUUACAGCCACCGUCCAACCCAUCCUCUCUCUUCUUCCCCCCUCUUCCCCUCCAUUUCUCGUUUCUCUCCUCUCCCACCAAACCCAACCAGACAAAUUCUCCAAAAUUUCCAGAUCAAACCCUCGAAUCCUCCGAACCCUCGAGAGUCUGCCCGGAUUUCCCCUCCGACGCGCCGCGAUCCGGCUUGAUCCGCAUGGAGCGCGUCUUCUCCGUGGAGGAGAUCCCCAACCCCUACUGGACCCCGACGCAGCCUCAAGCGGCGGCAGCCGGCGCUGUCGCUGCGCCAGGUGGCGGUGGCGGAGGAGGAGGAGCGGGGGGAGCGGGGGACGAGGUGGGCGCGAUGAACCGGUGCUCGUCCGAGUGGUACUUCCAGAAGUUCCUGGAGGAGGCCGUGCUCGAUAGCCCGGGGCCCGUCCCGGGCGUGGGGAGGGGCGGCGGUGGAGUUGGAGUUGGAGUUGAGGCGGCGGAGAGCAAGCCUCUGGGGGUCGGGGCGGCCUCGAACGCGGUUGUUGACCCGGUGGAGUAUAACGCGAUGCUGAAGCAGAAGCUGGAGAAGGACCUCGCUGCUGUCGCCAUGUGGAGGGACUGGGGAAAUGUCGAAUUCAUGGAGAAUCCAUGCUCUUGUGGCAUUAGGUGGUUGUGCAUUGGUUGAGUACGUGAGCAGUAUCAGCUUGAUUUGUCUCCUAUACGUUCUUGUCGUUUCCUUGGCAUCUGGUGCGACGCCUCCAGAACGUCCUGCGGCUGGCUCAUCCUUGCCAAACGUUGAUGUUUCUCAUGCAGGCCCUGUUAAUCCCAUUGGAGGUAAUGUGAUUCCAGUUCAAAACAAGCUAGCUGGUGCUCCAGGUGGGCCAUCAGGUCCACAGGUGGUACAAAAUGCCGAUAUGCUUGUUAAGCAAGCCACUAGCUCUUCAUCACGAGAGCAAUCAGAUGAUGAUGACAUGGAAGGAGAAGCUGAGACUACUGGAAAUGCAAACCCUGUUCAACAAAGACUGCAGAGAAGGAAGCAAUCCAACCGAGAAUCAGCCAGGCGUUCGAGAAGCAGAAAGGCAGCUCACUUGAAUGAACUUGAGGCACAGGUAGCACAGUUAAGAGUUGAAAACUCAUCGCUGUUAAGGCGCCUUGCGGAUGUUAAUCAGAAGUUCAAUGAGGCUGCUGUUGACAAUAGGGUGCUAAAGGCAGACGUUGAAACCUUAAGAGCAAAGGUGAAGAUGGCAGAGGACUCAGUGAAGCGGGUGACAGGCAUGAACGCGUUAUUCCCUCCCGUGUCUGAUAUGUCAUCUCUCAGCAUGCCAUUCAACGGCUCCCCAUCUGACUCCACCUCCGACGCUGCUGUCCCCGUCCAAGAUGACCCGAGCAGUUAUUUUGCCAGCCCAAGUGAAAUGGGGGGGAACGGUGGUUAUAUGCCAGAGAUAGCUUCGUCGGCUCAAGAGGACGACGAUUUGGUUAAUGCGGCCCUGGCUGCUGGCAAGAUGGGCAGAACAGCCUCGCUGCAGCGGGUGGAGAGCCUGGAGCACCUCCAGAAGAGGAUGUGCGGAGGGCCAGCUUCAUCCGGGUCAACCUCCUAGACGUAUGAUCUGUUGGAAGGCCCUGAGGGGAAGAAUGAUAAAUUGACAAUUCUACAUACAUUUUAGUGGACAUUGCUAAUCUUGCGAUGCGGAUUUGUUCGUUGUGGACAUAUAUGGUCAACCGGUCAUUGACUUAUCGUGCGUUCUUUAGAGUA
Molecule: messenger RNA, 1749 nt
Organism: Setaria italica (foxtail millet)
Lineage: Eukaryota; Viridiplantae; Streptophyta; Magnoliopsida; Poales; Poaceae
Product: bZIP transcription factor RISBZ2
Exons: 8
Coding region: 623-1594 (323 amino acids)
Biological process (GO): regulation of DNA-templated transcription
Molecular function (GO): DNA-binding transcription factor activity
Source: RefSeq, a predicted model, not a curated record